Plasmopara halstedii is the source of this 309-nucleotide messenger RNA. RefSeq lists its product as uncharacterized. The record is from RefSeq and is a predicted model, not a curated record. Bases 1 to 309 code for a protein of 102 amino acids. NCBI's taxonomy places the organism in Eukaryota, Oomycota, Peronosporomycetes, Peronosporales, Peronosporaceae. The transcript has 2 exons.
AUGGAAUAUCUUCGAUCAUCCCAUCGCGCACCCUUUGAAGUCUACCGUACUCCCGCUCAGGGGUGCACAAUCAGAUUGGUGCUUGGGAACAAAAGGGAGCUCGGAUAUCGUGACGGUGCUUCGUUUUCGAAAGUGCAUCCCGCUUAUGUAUGGCACUUAAAACAGAAAACGCGAUUGGCUUACGUAUGUUCACAUCAAUCACGUGAAAAUCCUUCUCCUCUUUGGAUCCAACCUUUGCUUGGAUCGUUAAAGGUUAAAAUAGUGAAGAGUACUGGCGGGAUAAUGCCAGCAAGACUAUCGUAUAACUGA